This is a messenger RNA of Electrophorus electricus (electric eel), 4194 nucleotides long. NCBI's taxonomy places the organism in Eukaryota, Metazoa, Chordata, Actinopteri, Gymnotiformes, Gymnotidae. The record is from RefSeq and is a predicted model, not a curated record.
AUAAAGCUGACUACAUCUCUUGCAAGUUAUACAGCAGAUAACACCUGAAGUAAUGUGGAAUGGGUGAUGACAUGCCAGUUAUUUUUGUGGCUGUGUUAAUAUAUUUACAUGUAGAACAUCUAGAGAGGUUGCAUCAAAGUUAUUAUCCGAGUGCUCAAUUAUCUUGAUAAUUGUCAAAUGUCUUGAGUAUGACUUUUUGAUGUUUUUGUCUAGUCUGUAGGACUAUUAGUGAAGGAUCCUUAAAAAAGGAUGCAGUCUCGCCAUCAUCUUGGAGGAUUCUGAAGUGUUUAAGUAUAAUAUCAGCCAAUGUUUUAUUUGCAGGAUGAUACGUAAGCACCAAAUUAAUUCUUAUUGUCUUAACAGCUGGUUGUUUAUAGGUCAGUGCAGUAACUCUCUGAAAAGUAAAACAAGAGCAAACAUCCAUCCAUCCAUCCAUCCAUCUCUGUACAGGACAUUGGGAGUUUGAAUCCCCACCCGGGUUUCUCCAGUAUGUUCCCUUAGGCAAAGUCCUUAAUGCUGCCUGACUGCUUGCCUCAUUAACAAUGAGAUUUCAAAUAAGAAUCACAUCGGCUCAAUUGUUGCCCAGGUCAACAAGGUCUGCAUCAAAUGCUGGGGGAUCAGGGCAAUUUGAUGAAAAGUGGGCUAACAGAAGCACUAAUGGUUGGAAAGGGCUGGAUUAAAAGACAGCACAGAGGCACUAUUCAUGACAGCACAGGAACAAGUACUAAACACAUUUUCACACCAUAUGCAGGCUGUGCAAAGAUGCCCCUGAGACGAUCCAGCACAUACAUGGAACAUAGACAUGGAAUGUAAAGACAAGAUGGUCAUGGCUAACCAACCAGACAUAGUAGUGGUGGACAAAUAUCAGAAGAGGACCGUGAUAGAUGUCGCAAUCCAGACUGAUAGCAUUAGGAAAAAGGAACAUGAGAAGCUUGAGAAAUACCAAGGGCGGAAGGAAGAUCUUAGAAAAGAUAUGGAAGGUGAAGGCAACAGUGGUUCAAUAGAGGCUGAGACCCCCAAACUGGGAGAUGACCAGAGCCCAAAGAGUAUAUACUCUUUUAGUGAUUUUUAUUCAUUGCCUACAUAUAAUAACCACUAUACUAAUAUAGAUAAUAGUACUAAUGUUUAACCAUUGCCGUCGUCAUAGUCCUGACGUAUUGCGGCGUGGGUUGAAGGUGACGUAAUCAGACGCGGGAAGUUAAAAAAAACAACCUAAUUCUUAUAUAGCUUAACACCCUUUUAUAGGCUAUAGGUCUAAAACCGGGAUUUGUGUACACGUACAAAUACAAAAAUACUGGCCUCUCGGCGGGUGAGAAAAACCGAGGUCAGGGUUAUCUGAACUCCAAAAAUAUCAAGAAAUGAAAAUUAAAUGAAAGAAAAAUGAGCCAAACUACAGAAGCUAGCUAGACUGCUGUUGCUAAUGCCCAGAACACGCUAGUAUCUUCUCAGUAUUUGCAGUUAGCAACGUACACUGUCUUGCUAGAUAACAUUAUUUUAGUGAUUGUUCUUCGAUUUAGAUCAUUCUCGUACAAUUACAGCUACUAGGGACAUAAUGGAGAGACGAGACGGAAACCAGCACCAGACAAACAUGUGUUUCGGAAUGUACCAGUACACUGCAGAGGAACACCAGGCCAUUCAGAAGGCUCUUCGACAGAGGCUUGGACCCGAGUACAUUAGCACGAGACAGGCUGGAGGGGGGCAGAAGGUGUGUUAUAUUGAGGGUCAUAAAGUGAUCAGUUUGGCCAAUGAAAUGUUUGGGUACAAUGGUUGGUCUCACUCCAUUUCACAACAAAAUGUAGAUUUUGUGGAUCUGAUUAAUGGGAAAUUUUAUGUCGGAGUCAGCGCAUUUGUGAAAGUUCAGUUAAAAGAUGGCUCAUACCAUGAAGAUGUGGGUUAUGGAGUAAGUGAGGGACUCAAAUCCAAGGCCUUGUCAUUAGAAAAGGCAAGGAAAGAGGCUGUCACAGACGGACUGAAAAGAGCACUGAAGUGCUUUGGAAAUGCUCUUGGAAACUGCAUCUUUAACAAGGAAUACCUUAUGGCCAUAAACAAGAUUCCAAAGCAGGUGCAUUCACCUUUAGACCCAGACAAUAUGAAGCGUAAGGACAAAGAGCCAUCUGUGGAGAGGGCCAGGUAUGAUAGUCUGGCUCGAAGGAACUGCAGCAGUUUCAGUAUUCCUGCUGAAGCAGCAGCAGAGAACCCUUCCACUGUGCUGCCUGUGGUUCAGCCAGGGCCAGCCACCCAGGCUGAAGCAGUAGCACAGAACCUGUCCUCGGUGUUGCCUGUGGUUCAGCCAGGGCCAGCUGCCCAGCAGAAUGCCACAGACUCCAGGAGCUUGUUGACAAGCAUGACAGCACACACUGGCAACAUAUCAGCUCAGCAGGAGUGUGAAAACAAGCCCAGAAACAUCUCCAGGUCAGCAGCUGAUACGGCUGACCUGUCCUCCUGCGACCUGGCACUGGACUCAAAACAGCAGAGGAAGCUGAGACAGCAGCAGCUGCAGCAGAAGUUCAGGCAGGAAAUGGAGGCCAAGAAACUGCAGCAGGGGCAGCCACUGACGAAGGCAGAGCACUUGGAGCUUGGCUCCCAUCCUAAACCAGGCCAGGCUUCAGGCCCAGUUAACCACAGUACACCAAAUGGACAGCAGAUGAUAAUGAAAAAAGAAUAUUUGGCAGAUGACCCAGAGCUGUGGGAUUUCACUCUGGAUGGCACUGAUGUGCUUGAUGAUCCAGUGAGAACCUUGCAGCCGCUUCAGCCUACCACUCCCAGGGCGCACACAAUGGUGACACGCAGCAAGACUCCGCAGAGAGCGGCUUCUCUGAAGCCUCCAUUUGGGCCCCGGGCUGCAGUGGCCCAUCAGGGCCAAGGAGGGUAUAUGCAAUACUGCCCACUAGCAGAGAACACAGGGCCUACAGCACUGGGUCCACAGAGCCCAUACAGACAAGGACAGUAUAUGAAGAAAAGGAAACUGGUUGGUUGAAGAUUCUACAGCAAAACUGUCAUUUUAGGGUUGUUUCCAUUUUAACUUAUUUUAUUGCUUGUUUUUCUUCCAACUUUUGUAUAUAAAUUGAUGUAAUAUUCAGUAACAUUUCACAUUUCUAAUAUUGAUAGUUGUAGAGUCUUUUCUUUAAAGUUUUGUAUCUACACAAUCAGGAAGAAGCUCGGGUAGUUGUUUUAACUGAGUGACAAUAAAAUGUUGUGACUAAAUAAUUGUUUUAUACCAAGAAUCCCCCCCACGUUAUCCGAGCAACAGGUUUCACAUUCUUUAAGUACACCCUAAAGAAUUAGGUGGGAAAAUACUGGAACAGUUCUGUGAAAAUUAUUAUAGGAUACAAUCACACAACAUUUCCAAACUACCACACAUUUCCAAAAUGUUUAAUUUUUGUACAUACACUUUCCUUUUUUUUUUUUUUUUUUUUUUUAAACAAGAUUAACAACCAUCACUACAGCCACCAAAAAGACCUGGGACAAAUGAAAUUACAUCAAUAUUUAACUACAGAUUUAAUGCAGAAUAAUGAAUGGCUGGGAUUGUUUAUAAAUACAUGCAGUUUUGAAAAGGCAAUUACAGCAGGGCGUGGUUUGUGACAGUGGUAUUUUAAAGUGUGAGAAUGUGGUUGAGCAAAAUCAGAUUAAAGAUUUACUUAGUCAUGCACUCUGGUAUUAAAGGUAAAAUGAGCCUUCCGCCCCUGUUUAACCUCUCAAAAUGGUGCAUAUUCUGCAUUGCAGUAACAUUUUCCCCCUUCUCUAGAGAAGUCAAGUCAAUUAUUUCAGAGGUGAAAGUUGGUCACUUCUGUAUGAGAAUGGCACUGUUUGUGGCUUGGUAAAAAUGCUUAGAAAAGUGGUAGAUCAAAAAGACAAAUUGAUACUAAUGUGCAAUACUGUAGCCUCCACAGAGAACAUUUUUGGAUGCAUUUUUAUUUACAGAAAUAUUCUGUCCAUUCCAGCAAUUCUGUCCAUCACCAACCAUACCAUUUGUUUUAGUGGAGAUGCAUGAAUGGGGGCAGAUAAUGGUGCUUCAAAUUGAAAAUAUCUUAUGAUUUAAGAAGGCACCGCUUAUGUAUGUAGCCUGCAGGUUACCAGGAUGCAUCUUAGCCAUCCCAGGUUACACCCAUCAAAUUACAGUACAUUUUCUGGAAACAUGAGAAAACAGGCCUACACAUUGUUUUGACUAUACAGAUGUCAAAUACAAAAAAAAAA